AGGAGUGGAAAGACGUCAAUACAGCAGGUUCUCUUCAACGAUGUGGUGCCAAAGCAGACGUUCUACUUGGAGCCGACGUCCCGUAUCGUGAAACACACUUACGACACCGUAAUCCCACUGGAGAUUUGGGACUGCCCUGGGAACACUACUCUGGAAACACUCGGCGCUCCUCUCUCGUCCUUCUCUUCUAUCAUCUUUGUAAUAGAUAUCCAGGAUUCUUACCAGCAUCCUAUCGCUCGUCUCCUCGAUUUCUUUAUAGCGGCGUAUCACGACAGCCCAGGAACAAGUCUUGAAGUGUUUGUGCAUAAGGCGGAAGCGUUUACGGAGGACUACAAGAUUGAAAACUUUCGACAUAUCCAGCAACGCUUUUGGGACGAGUUGCUCGAUACCUCGUACGACUAUGAGCAGAUGCUCGUCAACUUCUACCUUACGUCCGUCUACGAACAUUCAAUACACGACGGCUUCUCGCGGGUUUUGCACAAAUUGAUCGACUCGUUGCCGUCCAUCGAAGAGUUACUCAACACCUUCUGCACGAACUCACAGGCGUCCAAGGCAUUCUUGUUUGAUGUCAAGUCGCGGCUAUACGUCGCCACAGAUGCCUCACCCGUGGAUAAUGGGACCCACAACCUGUGCUGCGAUUAUGUGAAAACCCUCAACGUGUUCGGACCUCUGUAUCGGUAG
This is a messenger RNA of Heterobasidion irregulare TC 32-1, 681 nucleotides long. RefSeq lists its product as uncharacterized. Gene Ontology annotation, biological process: positive regulation of TOR signaling; cellular response to starvation; regulation of autophagy. NCBI's taxonomy places the organism in Eukaryota, Fungi, Basidiomycota, Agaricomycetes, Russulales, Bondarzewiaceae. Gene Ontology annotation, cellular component: fungal-type vacuole membrane; Gtr1-Gtr2 GTPase complex; nucleus. Gene Ontology annotation, molecular function: GTP binding; GTPase activity. The transcript has 5 exons. The record is from RefSeq and is a predicted model, not a curated record. The annotation marks the transcript as partial.